This is a messenger RNA of Myodes glareolus (Bank vole), 2460 nucleotides long. RefSeq names its product leucine rich repeats and calponin homology domain containing 4 (gene Lrch4). Gene Ontology annotation, cellular component: cytoplasm. Gene Ontology annotation, molecular function: protein binding. The record is from RefSeq and is a predicted model, not a curated record. Lineage: Eukaryota; Metazoa; Chordata; Mammalia; Rodentia; Cricetidae.
GGCCGGCCGGUGCCGUCAGUCAGGCAGCGGGAGCCGCCGGGAGCGGAUGGCGGCGGUGGUAGCGGGCCCACUCGCCGCCGGGGGUGAGGAAGCUGCAGCUUCUGUCCCCGCGCCAGGGUCUCCUGGUCUACCCGGGAGCCGCAGCGCAGAACGAGCCCUAGAGGAGGCUGUGGCCACCGGGACCCUGAACUUGUCCAACCGGCGUUUGAAGCACUUUCCCCGGGGCGCGGCCCGCAGUUACGACCUGUCAGACAUCACCCAGGCUGACUUGUCUCGGAACCGGUUUCCCGAGGUGCCCGAGGCAGCGUGCCAGCUGGUGUCCCUGGAAGGCCUGAGCCUCUACCACAAUUGCCUGAGAUGCCUGAACCCAGCCUUGGGGAAUCUCACAGCCCUCACCUACCUCAACCUCAGCCGGAACCAGCUGUCAUCUUUACCACCCUACAUCUGCCAGCUGCCCCUUCGAGUACUUAUUGUCAGCAACAACAAGCUAGGAGCCCUGCCUCCAGACAUCAGCACCUUAGGAAGCCUGCGGCAGCUUGACGUGAGCAGCAAUGAGCUGCAGUCCCUUCCUGUGGAGCUGUGCAGCCUCCGUUCCCUGCGGGAUCUCAAUGUUCGGAGGAACCAGCUCAGUACCCUGCCCGAUGAGCUGGGGGACCUUCCUCUGGUCCGCCUGGAUUUCUCCUGUAACCGUGUCUCCCGCAUCCCAGUCUCCUUCUGCCGCCUCAGGCACCUGCAGGUCAUUCUGCUGGAUAGCAACCCCCUACAGAGUCCACCUGCUCAGAUCUGUCUGAAGGGGAAGCUUCACAUCUUCAAGUACUUAACAAUGGAGGCUGGCCGGCGAGGAGCUGCCCUCGGGGACCUGGUCCCUUCCCGUCCCCCAAGUUUUAGUCCUUGCCCUGCAGAAGACUUAUUUCCAGGGCGUCGAUAUGAUGGUGGCCUGGACUCAGGCUUCCAUAGCGUUGACAGCGGCAGCAAGAGGUGGUCAGGAAAUGAGUCCACAGAUGAUUUCUCAGAGCUGUCAUUCCGGAUCUCAGAGCUGGCCCGGGAGCCCCGGGGACCUAGACAACAGAGGGAAGAUGGCUCUGGCGAUGGAGACAUGGAGCAGAUUGACUUUAUCGACAGCCAUGUUCCCGGGGAGGAUGAAGAGCGAAGUGCAGCUGAGGAGCAGCUGCCUUCUGAAUUAAGCCCCGUAGCAGGAGAUGUGGAGAGGACGUGGAGCAGCAGGCGGGAGGAGCCUGCAGGGGAGGAGAGGCGGCGUCCUGACACUUUGCAGUUGUGGCAGGAGCGGGAGCGUCGGCAGCAACAGCAACAGAGUGGGGGAUGGGGAUCCCCCAGGAGGGACAGUGUCCUGAAGCGGGGGAUCAGAGCCACGGGUGCUUCGGCCUCGUCCACGCAGGCCACCUCCAAUGGCCCACCGAAGUCCAGUGCUACCCAGAUGGGAGUUUCAGGGGGGCAGGGAGUUCCCACAUCAUCCCCCAUCUCCCAGGACUCCGUUUCAUCAUCUGGACCAGUGACAGCUCCUGUACCCAGGCCACUGGGCUCCAUUCAGAGACCAAACAGCUUCCUCUUCCGUUCAUCUUCUCAGAGUGGCUCAGGCCCUUCCUCUCCGGAGUCUAGUUUGAGAUCUCGACCAUUUCCUCAGAUUGUAGACGAGAAGGAACUGAUUUCCCAACUUCGCCAGGUCCUUGAGUCACGGCUGCAGCAACCCCUGCCUGAGGACCUGGCAGAGGCUCUAGCCAAUGGGGUCAUCCUCUGCCAGCUGGCCAACCAGCUGCGACCUCGCUCUGUACCGUUCAUUCAUGUCCCCUCACCUGCUGUGCCAAAGCUCAGUGCCCUCAAGUCUCGGAAGAACGUGGAGAGUUUCUUAGAAGCCUGUCGAAAAAUGGGUGUGCCUGAGGCUGACCUGUGCUCGCCCUCGGAUCUCCUCCGGGGCACCACCCAGGGACUGCGGACCAUACUGGAGGCUGUGAUCCUGGUGGGGGGCAAGGCCCCUCUCCCAGUCCAGCCCUCCUCUGGUCUGGGUGGCUUCCUCUUCUUCUACGUGGCCUCCAUGCUGCUACUUUAUGUCGUCUACACUCGGCUCCUGGGCUCCUAGGACCGACGUUGCCCCUUCCUUCCCUGCCUUCUAUUUAUAAGUCCUGUUCAACCAUGUUCCCACCGGUGGUGCCUUCAGCCCUACCAAAGACACUAGUGUAUCCCACAAACACUGACCUCAGAAGCCCCACUCUAUGCCCACAGCAGCCCUCUCCUCUACUAGUGCUGAGGGUGCCUUCCUGUCCUCCCUUAGCCCUCUGUCCCCCAGAGGGAUGACAGACCCUUGGCUGUUUCCCUUCUCUCCUCCCCCUACUGGCUGCUAUGGGGGAGCUAAAUUAUCUCUAUUUUGUAGAGAGGAUUCUAUAUUUGUAGGGGAUGUGGGCCCAUUAUGGGCCUUGGCUCUGUGUAUAAACUGUAUAGACCGUC